Loa loa (African eye worm) is the source of this 312-nucleotide messenger RNA. RefSeq lists its product as hypothetical. The record is from RefSeq and is a predicted model, not a curated record. The coding region runs from base 1 to 312 and encodes 103 amino acids. The transcript has 2 exons. NCBI's taxonomy places the organism in Eukaryota, Metazoa, Nematoda, Chromadorea, Rhabditida, Onchocercidae.
AUGAAGCGCAUUCUUCAAUAUUUAUCGCAGGACGAUUCACCAUUAUUUCGUUUCGUUUCCGUUCAACAAAUCACACUCAAAGAGAAGAGUCAGAGGCAUCAAGCUGUCAAGCGCUAUCCGUCCCGUGAUGUCGAUUUGUGGAAAAACAGGACCCCAUUAAUCAGUGAUGAUAUUACUGACCUACCGAAAACAAAAAUCCAAAAUCGCAUUCUUAUAGCUGGUCGGACCGUAAAAUCGGCAAAGUGUAACUUACGCCUUAUCGAUGGAAGGGAGAGUCAGAAGAAUGAUAAGGUUGGCCUAGUUGGUUGUUAG